Messenger RNA from Cercocebus atys (sooty mangabey), 529 nucleotides. Its product is annotated as mucin-17-like. The record is from RefSeq and is a predicted model, not a curated record. The coding region runs from base 2 to 529 and encodes 175 amino acids. The transcript has 3 exons. Lineage: Eukaryota; Metazoa; Chordata; Mammalia; Primates; Cercopithecidae.
CAUGCCAACCUCAAUUCCUAGUGAAGGAAGCACUCCAUUGACAAGUAUGCCUCUCAACACCACGCCAGUGGCCAGUUCUGAGGCUAGUACCCUUUCAACAACCUCUGUUGACACGAGCAAACCUGUCAUCACUGCUACUGAAGCCACUUCACCUCCUACAAUUGCUGAAGGUACCAGCAGGCCAACCUCACCUCUCAGUGAAGGAAGCACUCCAUUCACAAGUAUACCUGUGAGCACCACACUGCAGGCCAGUUCUCAGGCUAGCACCCUUUCAACAACUCCUGUUGACACCAGCUCACUGGUGACGACUUCAACUGCAGCCAGUUCAUCUCCUAGAACUUCUGAAGCCAGUUCAUCUCCUACAACUGCUGAAGGCACGAGCAUGCCAUCCUCAACUCCUAGUCAAGGAAGCACUCCAUUAUCAAGUAUGACAGUGGGCACCACGCAGCAUGCUUUCAGCACCUUCUGUUGGCACCAGCACACCUGUGACCACUACUACCCAAGUCAGUUCAUCUCCUACAACUCCUGA